CGGCCCGUACGUGGCAGCGGCGCGGCGGCGCCCAAUGAGCGUCGGCCCCGUGCCCCCGGAAGCGGCGUGGCUCGCGACCGGAAGCGCCGUCCCCUCUUCCUGCCGCCCCGCCGCUGGGCUCCGCCAUGUCGGCGCUGCGGGCGGUGCUGGCGCUGCUGGCCGCGCUGGGCGCCCCAGCCGCCGCCUACUUCGUCAGCAUCGACGCGCACGCCGAGGAGUGCUUCCUGGAGCGGGUGCCGUCCGGCACCAAGAUGGGGCUCAUCUUCGAGGUGGCGGAGGGCGGCUUCCUCGACAUCGACGUGGAGAUUACAGGGCCUGAUAAUAAAGGGAUUUAUAAAGGCGAUCGAGAGUCCAGUGGAAAAUACACAUUUGCUGCCCACAUGGAUGGAACUUACAAGUUUUGCUUUAGUAACAGAAUGUCCACUAUGACUCCCAAGAUAGUGAUGUUCACAAUUGAUAUCGGGGAAGCUCCAAAAGGGCAAGAUAUGGAGACAGAAGCUCAUCAGAACAAGCUAGAAGAGAUGAUUAACGAGUUAGCAGUGGCCAUGACAGCCGUAAAGCAUGAACAGGAGUACAUGGAAGUUCGUGAGAGAAUACAUAGAGCAAUUAAUGACAACACAAACAGCAGAGUGGUCCUCUGGUCAUUCUUUGAAGCUCUUGUACUAGUUGCCAUGACACUGGGACAAAUCUACUAUCUGAAGAGGUUUUUUGAAGUCCGAAGAGUUGUUUAAGAGUACUGUUCCUGGUCCUGGAUUUCAGUUCACUAUCUACCAACCAUCCUGGUCACAAAAAAAAGUCAUUUAGUUUCUAAACCCUCUUUACUGAACUGUAAAACUUAUGUUCCUUCCUAGUUAAAAAUGAAUUGUUUUUAUAUAUCUUCUGUAGCAAAAGCUAUGCUGAAAUCUCAUCACUUGAUUGGCAUAUUUUUUUUCACUUCAGUCUGCCUAGUCUGUAUGCUAAGCGAGGUCCAAGCAAGCUGCAAAUGCUGUAACUCAACUGUAGUAACAAGCAAUGUCGGUGUCUUUUCUAACUUUCUGUUUUCAUAAGUACUUGCAGUUCUGUCUAGGGAAAAAAACGGUACAAGGCCCUAAUGUGACUUGCAUUUUUCACGUCUUUAACCCUGCAGUAGGUGUUAUGAAAUUGAAAGAGUCCCUUCUUCACGUGUAGAAACUGCCAAGGAGGAGCGAUUGGAACUUUAUUCUGAGGAACUUUAUUCUGAUAAUGAAUGGAAGACAGCUGACAACUUCCACUCUAGUAUGUAUACCUGGUUAAAAUUGGAAAGGAAGUCUUUAGUAACUGUCCCAAGUACUCCAACUUAUUUCUGAAGCUUUUUAAUUCAGUAGUCGAUAUCAAGAUACGUUCUCUCCUCUACCGAGUGUUCACCAUAUGGUUUUUAGUCUCUCACCGGUUUUAUAUCAAAGCCAAUCGUGCAGUGUCUUGGCAAACAGUAGUUGGCCCUUUGGUUUUUGCAGCUCCAAAGCUCAGACUGUUGGUGCUAUUGCAGAAUGCAGUAGUGUUCAGGAAAUCUGGAUUCCAGAUGCCAAAGGGUUAAUGAUUCUGGGGGUUUAUUGCGAUGCUAUGCAGCCCUUGUAUUUAAGUUCAGUGGCAGCCUCUGCCAUUAUCUGGUCAUAAUUAGCAUAAUGCUAAGUACUGGUGUGUUUUCUUUUCCAGGCACAUGUAGAUUUGUUUUUGUAUAAAGUUACUUUCCUUGGUAUCUGAUGAUCGGUUUAAAAUUAAAGCAGCGUCUGGUGUGGGUGCUGAGCCAGGAUUAUGUUGUGACUGAUGUACAUUAGUUGUAAUCAUUUUUGGGGUGGGGGGGGGGACCUUUUCCAGGGGGGAGCCUCUACAAGUUACACACAACAGUUUUGUACAAUUAAUUUAAAAUUUGUUACAGGUUUUCAUGUUCCAGGUAAAGAUUUUUCAACCUCGGGCAAACACUUGCAGCAGUUCUUCAGCAAGGUGGCUGUUACACCUUAUUGCAACUGUUGUGUGCCAAUAUUUUUGUGUAAAACACUCAAAUUGAAUUCUAAGAUGUACAUUUAAAAUUGCUUGUGAAUCUACAUAUGACCCAGGUUCGAUAAAAUAAACAAAUUCUUUAAAAAAAAGAAAAAGAAA
Messenger RNA from Cygnus olor (mute swan), 2115 nucleotides. It is a transcript of the gene TMED2, whose product is annotated as transmembrane p24 trafficking protein 2. Bases 126 to 731 code for a protein of 201 amino acids. The record is from RefSeq and is a predicted model, not a curated record. The transcript is spliced from 4 exons. Gene Ontology annotation, biological process: Golgi organization; intracellular protein transport; endoplasmic reticulum to Golgi vesicle-mediated transport. Gene Ontology annotation, cellular component: endoplasmic reticulum-Golgi intermediate compartment; COPII-coated ER to Golgi transport vesicle; Golgi apparatus. NCBI's taxonomy places the organism in Eukaryota, Metazoa, Chordata, Aves, Anseriformes, Anatidae.